This is a messenger RNA of Pyricularia grisea, 315 nucleotides long. RefSeq lists its product as uncharacterized. NCBI's taxonomy places the organism in Eukaryota, Fungi, Ascomycota, Sordariomycetes, Magnaporthales, Pyriculariaceae. The transcript has a single exon. The record is from RefSeq and is a predicted model, not a curated record. Bases 1 to 315 code for a protein of 104 amino acids.
AUGAGGGAGUGUUGUGCCUCCGAAGUCGUCGUUGCGAAUUACGCACCCGACCUGGUCGCCGGCUUCCCCAGCCGAAGGGGUUACCUCUUUAUGUGCAACUUUUCCGACCGCAAGGUCAUGUAUCGCACCGGCGUUAACAAUGUGGGGAUGGCGAGCAUUCUCAAUUGCGUCUACAGAUCCAGCAACGGCUCGCGCAGCUUUGAGCUGGACAUCAACUGCAUGCCCAUGCUCAAAAGCGGAAGCGAACCGAGGUGGUUGUCUGCGUGUGGCUUGGUGACCGUCUCACUGGUAGUCUUUGCUUUGUUGGUGGCAUAG